Molecule: messenger RNA, 1118 nt
Organism: Spirodela intermedia
Lineage: Eukaryota; Viridiplantae; Streptophyta; Magnoliopsida; Alismatales; Araceae
Source: the annotation of a GenBank genome assembly
AUGCAGAGCCGCCGCCGUCGGGAGGAGGAAGAAGACGGCCGACAGUGGAAGCCCGUGCUGCCGUGGCUGCCGCCACGGGACCUCGCCUCCGUCUCCGCCACCUGCCGCUCCCUACGCCGGCUGUCCGCCGCCGUAACCGCCCGCAGGGCGGCCGACGCCUCCCGUGGCCUGGAGAGCCUCCCCAUCCCCUUCCGCACCCCGUCCCCCGCUUCCUCUCCUCCCUACGCCUCCUUCCUCUACACCCCCUUCCCCGUCGUCGGCAGCCCCUCCCCGCCCGGCGCCUUCUCCCACCCUUGGGGCGGGAGAAGGCCCGAUGAGCCCUCGCCUGCGCCGCCCUCCGCCUUCGCCGUCCUCGCGGCGUAUGCGGGCCACGGCGGGUGCGACUGCGAGGAGGAGGCCGACGGCUGCUGCCACCCGGCGGCAAACUGCCCGUGCGGGUUCCUCGCUGCGGAAGUGGCGACGGAGUGCGGGCCGGCGUGCCGGUGCGGGCCGCCACGGUGCCGGAACCGCCGCACACAGGGCGGCACGUCGGUGGCGGUGGAGAUCGUGUGGAGCGAGCGGAAGGGUUGGGGCCUCCAUGCCGCCGAGGCCAUUCAGAAGGGCCGCUUCGUCUGCGAGUACGCCGGUGCGCGGAUCUUCCCCUACCGACCUUUUUCUCUCUAUACCUCUGAGUUUGCAGCGGUGAAUGAAUGGGGGGUUCUGUCUGUCCAGGAGAGUUUCUGACCACGGCGGAGGCUCGGAGGCGGCAGAGGGGCUACGACGAGGCGGCCAGCGGUGGCGGUGGCGGUGGCGGCGGGCGUGUCUCGGCGGCGCUGCUGGUCCUGCGGGAGCACCUGCCGUCGGGGAGGGCCUGCCUGCGGGUGAAUAUCGACGCGACGGCGGUGGGGAACGCCGCUCGCUUCAUCAACCACUCGUGCGACGGCGGUAACCUGGGCGGCGUGCUGGUGAGGAACUCCGGUCUGCUGCUCCCGCGCCUGUGCUUCUUUGCGUCCAGAGAUAUUCAGGUUGGGGAGGAGCUCACCUUUAGUUACGGGGAGGCCGAGGGUCAGCACACUGGCCGGCCCUGCUUCUGUGGGAGUCCUGAUUGCCGGGGAUUCCUUCCUUCGGAAGAGACAUAA